This is a messenger RNA of Spea bombifrons (plains spadefoot toad), 1994 nucleotides long. RefSeq names its product LIM domain kinase 2 (gene LIMK2). The transcript has 16 exons. The record is from RefSeq and is a predicted model, not a curated record. NCBI's taxonomy places the organism in Eukaryota, Metazoa, Chordata, Amphibia, Anura, Pelobatidae. Gene Ontology annotation, biological process: actin cytoskeleton organization; protein phosphorylation. The coding region runs from base 188 to 1894 and encodes 568 amino acids. Gene Ontology annotation, cellular component: nucleus; cytoplasm. Gene Ontology annotation, molecular function: protein binding; ATP binding; protein serine/threonine kinase activity.
GAACAAUGAGGGGAAAUGGGUUGUGUCAUGCAGCCAGGUAGCGUUUGAACCACACCGGUACCCGUAUUGUGAUGUCAUCGGAUGACAUCACCCGCAUCUCUAGUGAAGCGGGAGCGGCCCGGGGAUCACCGAGCGCUCGCUUGAGCCGAAAGAUUUCUCAGCAGCGGGGUCAUCUCAGAAUGCCUAGAUGAGGGCGAGUGAUUCCUGUGAUUCCGAGCUUCUCUCUCCAGUGGACCCCUGGGUUUCACAAGCAGAACAAUGUCUCAGCUGCAAACUGCAACUCACAGGACCAGCGAUGGUUGUCUGCCAAUACAAGUUUCACCCAGAAUGCUUCUGCUGCUCUGGCUGCAAGGCAAUGAUUGAGGAUGGAGAGUCAUUCUGUCUGGUGCAGGGCACCGCACUUUACUGCGGACCAUGUCACAAGCUGCUUCUCUUACGACCGCAAUUUGAGGGUCUUUGCAAUGAACCUGCACAAGAAAAGCAUGUUCACACGCUCACCCUCGUGCAAAUCCAUCCGCAUGUUGUAGGGAAAAGGGGCUUCUCUGUGUCGGUGGAUGACAUGCAGGUCACACAGGUGAGUCCUGAAGUUCGGAGCACGCUGCACCUCGGUGACCGUAUUGUGGAGAUUAAUGGAGCUCCUGUCAGCUCGUUGCCCCCCAGCGAGGCUGAUGAGCUGCUUUGCUGCCCAGAUAAGACCCUGCAGCUUCUGGUAGAGCGCAACCCAGCAUCAACUUCCCCUGAUAACCCUGCCCCCAAACCUUCUUCCUUGUGCACAACAGAUGGAAAGGCCUGUUCAGAGGGCACUAUCAAACGCAGCUCUAUCCGUCGGAGCAAUAGUAACAGCCGUUCCCCGGGACCAUGCUCUCCCAAAGACCCCCGCUCUGUGUAUCGCUCAGAGUCUCUCCGCUGUGCUGUUGGACAAACUCAGCAGAUUUUCCGCCCAUCUGACCUGCUGCACGGAGAAGAACUGGGCAAAGGCUUCUUUGGACGAGCUAUCAAGGUCACACACAGGGCCACAGGCAGGGUGAUGGUGAUGAAAGAACUAAUCCAAUUCGAUGAACAGACUCAGAAAACGUUCCUCACUGAGGUGAAAGUCAUGCGCUCUCUGGAUCACCCCAAUGUGCUACGUUUUAUUGGGGUUCUGUAUAAGGACCGUAGGCUGAACCUACUGACUGAGUACAUUGAGUGCGGAACGUUGAAAGACUUCCUGAGAGGGGAUCAUUGUCCUUGGCAGCAGAAAGUCUCUUUUGCUAAAGACAUUUCAUGUGGAAUGGCGUAUCUUCACUCCGUGAGCAUCAUCCACAGAGACCUCAAUUCACACAACUGUCUAAUAAAGAUGGACGGCACAGUGGUUGUUGCAGACUUUGGGCUAUCACGGCUUAUUGUUGAAGAGAAGCCAAGGCCUGCCCCAGAACGCCCACCCACCAAAAAACGAACAUUGCGCAAGAGUGACCGCAAGAAGCGUUACACCGUGGUGGGAAAUCCAUACUGGAUGGCACCUGAGAUGUUAAAUGGAAAGCAUUACGAUGAGAAGGUGGACGUAUUUUCAUUUGGGAUUGUGCUGUGUGAGAUUAUUGGACAAGUAUAUGCUGAUCCUGAUUGUCUGCCACGCACAUUGGAUUUUGGUCUGAAUGUCCAACUCUUCUGGCAGAAAUUUGUGCCCAAGGACUGUCCUGCUGGCUUUUUCCCACUGGCCACAUCCUGCUGCCAACUUGAACCCGAUAGAAGGCCUGACUUUCCCUAUCUGCAUGAUGCAUUUACAGCAUUGUCUCUAUUCCUGGGAGAGCUGGGGAUCCCCCUCCCUUCAGAGAUGGAGUAUACGGAGCAGAACUUCAGACUGCAGUAUGGCCUCGUGCAUGAUCAAAGUGUAUCCCAGGAAAACAAUCAUUCUUAAGGAGCGAAGGGCACCAUUGACAUUCUGAUUUUACAGAGAGAAACCAUCUCUGCAUGUUUUUCUUCCUGCACUUUGAAUCAAAGCCCUUAUUUUCUCACUA